Messenger RNA from Cucumis sativus (cucumber), 1221 nucleotides. RefSeq lists its product as hypothetical. The record is from RefSeq and is a predicted model, not a curated record. Gene Ontology annotation, biological process: biosynthetic process. Gene Ontology annotation, molecular function: isomerase activity. Lineage: Eukaryota; Viridiplantae; Streptophyta; Magnoliopsida; Cucurbitales; Cucurbitaceae. The coding region runs from base 123 to 1040 and encodes 305 amino acids. Gene Ontology annotation, cellular component: cytoplasm. The transcript is spliced from 6 exons.
GUAGAAAGCUUUUUAUUUAAAUUUCACAAGCAAACAAGGAGUUGGCUCUUCUUCUUCUUCUCCUUCUCCUUCUCGUUGGCAGAAACAACGACUCUCGUAGUUUUUGUUUCUGUUUUGCAAAAAUGGCUAAGAAACCAGUGAAGUAUUUUGUGGUGGAUGCAUUCACUGACUCGGCAUUCAAGGGAAAUCCAGCGGCUGUUUGUAUAUUAGAGGAAGAAAGGGAUGAUAAAUGGUUGAAAGAUUUAGCAGCUGAGUUCAAUAUUUGUCUAACCUGUUAUUUGAUUCUCAUAAACGAAGAAGAAGAAACUAAUGAUUUGAUUAAUCCACCCAGGUUUAGCCUUAGAUGGUUCACUCCGGUUACUGAGAUAGAGCUUUGUGGUCAUGCAACGUUGGCAGCUGCACACAUACUUUUCUCAACUGGUCUGGUAAAUUCAAACAUUAUUGAGUUCUUCACACUUUCAGGAAUCCUAACUGCUAAAAGGGUUCCGGAUGUGAAGCUUCUUGAGGUUUCAAAUGUUCCUAAUAAUGGUGGAUCACAAGACAGUUACUUCAUUGAAUUGGAUUUACCAGCCAUUUCUACUGUUGAACUCAAUUCUGCUUUUGAUGUUUCUUCGAUCUCCAAAGCUUUGAAUGUCGCUUCUAUAGUUGACAUUAAGAUGUGUAACAUGGAUCCCAAUAGACUCUUGAUUGUUCUUCCAUCGGAAAAAGAUGUAGUAGAUUUUCAACCUAAUUAUGAUGAGAUACGAAAGUGUCCUGGAGCUGGGUUAAUCAUAACUGGAGUAGCCCCUGCUGAGUCGAAAUUUGACUUUUAUACUCGACACUUCGCCCCCAAAGUAGGGAUCGAUGAGGAUCCUGUAUGUGGGAGUGCACAUUGUGCGUUGGCAGUCUACUGGGCCAAAAAGUUGGGCAAAUCUGAUUUUGUUGCUUUUAUGGCAUCACCAAGGAGUGGAAUAUUACGCAUUCAUCUUGAUGAGAAAAAACAAAGGGUUCUGUUGGGAGGGAAAGCUAUUACUACCGUGGAAGGUUUUGUUUUGGUUUAACAUUUGAUGCUCAAACUAUAUUGUUAAAAUAAGAACAUUGAAUAAGUGUUAUUCAAUAAUUGUUCAUAUGAUCAAAUGGUUAUUUUGAUCCUUUUUGUUUAGCGUUUGGAUUAGUAUUUUAUAUUUGGACAAUGUUAUAUUUUAUGAUAUUUUGAAUUGAGAAAUCAUAUUACUAAUUCCA